AUGGCGAGCAGUCGAUUUCGUGGAUCUGAAGUCAUGAUUCUAGGCUUGAGUCAGAAAAUAAGACGGAUCCAAAAAUCAAGUGGACCAACAUCACUUGCAACAGCAGCACCAUCAUCGGUACUCCCAGAAGCUGAGGCUCUACUGAAAUGGAAAGCCAGCCUCUCGCCAGCAGGAAGUUGCCGAGCUCUCCAUUCAUGGUCGCUUCCUGCUGCUAACGCUAGCACCAUCACGAUCUCUCCAUGCAAAUGGAUUGGGAUCUCAUGCAAUGGCCUUGGAAGUGUAACAGAUAUAAGCCUACCGCGAGAAGGCUUACAAGGUAAGCUUGAUAACUUGAGUUUCCCAUCAUUUCCAAACCUCCUCCAUCUCAAUCUCAGCGGCAACAACCUCACUGGAACCAUCCCAGCCCGUAUUGGCACUCUUUACAAACUCACGUCCCUAAAUCUGUCAGCAAAUAAUUUAAGUGGAUCAAUGCCUCUAGAAAUAGGGAAUCUUGUGAAUCUGAAUGAGCUAGACUUGUCCAUUAACCAUCUAGAUGGAUCCAUCCCUUCCACUUUAGGAAACCUGACAAAGCUUACCAUCUUGUUACUGGACCAAAAUCAAAUCUCUGGCUCCAUUCCUCCACAAAUCGGAAAUCUACAAGAUCUGGUUCAGUUGUCAUUGUACGAAAACAAUUUGAAUGGUUCCAUCCCUCCCGCUUUGGGUAAUUUGAGCAGCCUUGUAGUUUUGCAUAUCUACGAUAACCAAAUUUCUGGUUCGAUACCGCCAAAAAUAGGGAAUCUAGUUAAUCUCAAGGAGCUUUCCAUGUACCGUAACCUUCUAAGAGGUUAUAUCCCUUGUACUUUAGGGAACUUGACCAUGCUCACGAUUUUGUCUUUAGAUGAAAAUAUGAUUUCGGGCCCUAUUCCUGCAGAAUUAGGGAAUCUCGAGAAUUUAGUUAGGUUAUCUUUGUCCAAUAACAGUCUAACUGAUCCGAUCCCUCCUGCUUUAGGAAAGUUAACCAAACUUACAUUUUUGUGCCUUUAUUACUGUCAAUUAUCUGGUUCCUUGCCUAGAGAGAUGACAAACAUGACAAAUCUUUCUAAACUCUUUUUGGAUGGCAACAACUUCUCUGGCUCUUUACCUCAUUUAUGCCACAAUCGAGCUCUUCAAGUCUUCAACGCAGUUAACAACCAUUUCACUGGUGAGAUCCCAAAAAGCUUCAGAAAUUGCACCGGCUUAACAAAAGUGCGACUCAAUGGGAACCGACUUGCUGCAAAUGUAUCGGAAGUCUUCGGUGUAUACCCACAUCUCACAUUCAUGGACAUCAGCGACAACAUGUUGUUUGGUGAACUAUCACCCAACUGGGGAGAAUGCCGAAACCUAACAAAGCUACAAUUCUCCAGGAACAGGAUCACUGGUAAAAUUCCUCCGACAAUUGGGCAGUUGAAGCAGCUAGGAGUGCUUGGUCUUUCUUCCAACCAACUAGUGGGAGAGAUUCCAAAGGAGUUUGGGAGGCUGACUUCUUUAUUCAGCUUGACUUUAAAUGAUAACCAGCUUUGUGGUCAGGUACCCCGAGAGAUUGGAAAACUAUCCAAUUUGGAGGUUCUUGACUUGUCAAUGAAUCACCUAAGUGGUCUAAUACCACCUCAAUUAGGCGAUUGUUCCAAACUCCAGUAUCUCAAAUUAAGUAAUAAUUUUUUGAACGGAAGCAUUCCUUUUCAGAUCGGUAACCUAGUAUACUUACAGGGCUUACUAGAUCUAAGCCAUAACUCCCUCCAUGGAGAGAUAUCACCACAAAUCGCAAAAUUGAUUCGGCUGGAAAAGUUAAACCUCUCCCAUAACAUGUUGUUAGGCUCCAUUCCACCUUCUUUUCAAGAAAUGUUGAGCUUGCAAUCCAUUGAUUUUUCAUACAAUGGUUUGCAAGGUCCUGUUCCCAAUAGCAGAAACUUUCAGAAGGCUCCAACAAAUGCAUUUAUAAAAAACAAAGACUUAUGUGGUGAAGUGAAAGGUUUGCGGCUAUGCAAUGCUUCUUUAGUAAGUCAUGGUGAUGCCAGGAAAGGCCACAAAGCUGUGAUAUUCAUGAUUAUUCUCUUCCCAAUAUUGUUUCUUUUAUUUGGAAUAACUGGCAUUUCUUCCAUUUAUUACCAAAGAAGAAGAAAUAUAGAGAAAGUAGUCACUGAAAGGAGCAGCAGAAAUCCAUUUUCAAUAUGGAACUAUGAUGGGAUUGCCGUGUUUGAAGACAUCGUGGAGGCGACAGAGGGUUUUGACGACAAAUAUUGCAUUGGAAUUGGAGGGUAUGGAAAAGUUUACAAAGCAAAUCUAUCAAUAGGCAAAGAAGUAGCUGUGAAGAAACUUCACCCAUUCGAAGGUGGGGAUCAAUCUAAUCAAAGAAGUUUUAGGAAUGAGAUAGAAGCAUUAACAAAAAUCCAUCAUCGCAACAUUGUGAAGCUUUAUGGCUUCUGUACCCAUGCUCGAUGCUCAUUUCUAGUCUACGAGUACUUGGAAGGGGAAAGCUCGGCUAGCAUUCUAAGCAGUGAUGAAGGAGCUAGACAGUUGGAUUGGACUCCAAGGAUGAAGGUUAUUAAAGGUGUGGCCCAUGCUUUGUCUUACAUGCACCAUGAUUCCACCCCACCUAUUGUCCAUCGAGACCUGUCAAGCAAAAACGUUCUGUUGAAUUCAAAAUUCGAGGCUAGUGUCUCUGACUUCGGCACUGCACGAUUGUUGAUGCCUGAUUCCUCCAAUUGGACUAUGCUCGCAGGCACUUACGGAUACAUUGCCCCAGAGCUUGCAUACACAAUGAGGGUGACUGAAAAAUGCGACGUGUAUAGCUUUGGUGUUGUGGCACUUGAAGUGAUGAUGGGAAGGCAUCCUGGGGAGCUCAUAUCCUUUUUGUCAUCACCAAAUAAAGAAGAUACACUGCUAAAGGAUACAUUGGACCAACGUCUCUCCACUCCCAUGGCAGAGGUUGCACAAGAAGUCGUAUUUGUAGUGUCCAUGGCACUUGCAUGCAUUCGACUGGAUCCAAACUCUCGACCAACCAUGCACUACGUGGCUCAGGAGCUAUCUGUUGGUCGGCCUUCUUUCUCUCCAGAGCCAUUCCAUGCUCUUACAUUGCGUCAACUGAUGGAUUAGCCGGGUGAAUGAAAAUCAUCGAGGUUAUGGUCAAGAACAUUAUUAUUGUGUGUCUAUUGUAUGAAAAUAAAAGCGCACACAUGUUUUUCUUGUUAUGAUACAUACAUAGUUCAGUGAAUGGAAUCGGUGUUUAUCUAGAAUGUAAAUUUUUAGGAAUGGUGAUAAAAAUCCAAAUGUAAAAAUAGUAAGUUGAAAGA
This is a messenger RNA of Magnolia sinica, 3308 nucleotides long. RefSeq names its product MDIS1-interacting receptor like kinase 2-like. Gene Ontology annotation, biological process: protein phosphorylation. The record is from RefSeq and is a predicted model, not a curated record. Gene Ontology annotation, molecular function: protein kinase activity; protein binding; ATP binding. Lineage: Eukaryota; Viridiplantae; Streptophyta; Magnoliopsida; Magnoliales; Magnoliaceae. Bases 1 to 3111 code for a protein of 1036 amino acids. The transcript is spliced from 3 exons.